AUAACAGCUUCUUUGGAUUUCUGUCAUAGAUUUAGUGGUACAACACUAAAAGAAAAGUUGGCCUGACAGUUUUGUUCAUCCAUUAUCAGUCUAUGUCUAUGAGAAAGAGCUUGUAUUUACUUAACACGUGUUUUAAGAACAAUGGUGCAGGACCCAAGAGAUGAAGCCUGGAGAAACAGAAGAAAAGGGAGGACGUGUGAAGACCUCACCAUUUGGCAAAUGUGUGAAGGUACACUCACCUAUAUAAUACACGCAGAGACAAACGGAGAGGCAUUAGAAGAAAAGAUACAGAAGCGAACAGUCAUCCUUUGGAAUAUUUGAAACGCAAAGGAAACCUUUAAACCAUUUAAACAGCAUUGCUUUACAAUGAGUGAGGUGCUGAUUUGAGAAACCAGAAAGCAAGUAGAAAAGGACAUCCACCAAAAAAAUGCUAGGUGUGGAAAUGUAUCCUAGUUUGGCUCUGGGACCACAGAGACUGGGCGACUGCUUUUACAGAGAUCGUGAGCCGUCAGCACAUGUGCCGUUAUACCCAACAACAUGUGACAUGGCUGCUCGUGGCCUUCCUCCGCGGCUGCUGCAGCCGCCUCCUGCCACUGUCGAGACACCUGGGAAUCCUCAGGAUACUGUCAAAAUGGAACUUGAGAAUGCAUCAUUGUGGAAGCAAUUCAGUUCAGUUGGCACCGAGAUGAUUGUUACAAAGAAGGGCAGGAGAAUGUUUCCACAGCUGCGAGUGAAAUUGUCAGGAUUGAACCCAUCACUGCGUUACAUUCUUCUUUUGGACAUUGUACCUGUCGAUUCCUCUCGCUACCGUUUUCAGGACAACAGCUGGCAGGUUGUAGGUGGGGCAGAGGCUCGGCUACCAGACCGCGUCUUUAUCCACCCAGAUUCACCUGCGACUGGAGAGCACUGGCAGAACCGAACCAUAUCCUUCCACCGGGCCAAGCUCACCAAUAACACAUUAGACGCACAAGGAUAUGUCAUCCUCCACUCCCUCCAUCGAUACCAGCCACGCAUCCAUGUGAUUGAAGCACGAGAUGUGCUGAUGUGGGGAAGAGCUCAGCACUCCUUCACCUUUCCUGAAACACAGUUCAUUACGGUCACUGCAUACCAGAACAGCAAGAUCACUGACCUAAAGAUCAACUCCAAUCCUUUUGCAAAAGGCUUUAGAGAGAAUGGAAUGAACUGCAAGAAACAAAGAGAGGCAAGGUUAAAGAGGAAAAAUACUCCCAAUCAAGAGGAGUCCCUGGAUAUUGAGUCAUGUGACCCUUGUGAUUCUACUGAGGUCCUCCAACAAUCUGUGGAACUUACAAAUUCUGCCCUGUCAAUGAUAAAUACUGGCCUUCCUAUCACAGGCCAAAACUUUCACACAGAUGUACAAUCUCUGCAAGAACAGACAGUCUCUGGCCAACCACUUGUCCUUAGUCAAGCAUUUUUGACUUCUGAGGUGUCUGACAUUCCCUCUUCAAUGGAGAGUCAACAGCAAACAACCUCGGACAAUAAUGUAAACAACACCAUGAUGGAUGGGUCUGGUCAAAUGAUGGACCUUCCUGCAUACAUGUCAACUUUUCCAACCACUCAGCUCAGCUCCUCAGUGCACCCAUCAGUACCUAUGCCUCAGUCAUCUUCCAUCUAUUCUGGUGUGUCCUCCACACAGAAUUCUGACCUUGAGCUUCCUCAGGACUCCACUACUGGCUCUCCACCCUCUAUGUCCACAUAUUCAUCUAUACUUUCAUCAGAUUUUUCUUCUCAGAUCUCCUCCACUACUUUACCAUCAUCUGCAACCUCUCCUCCAGGCUCUUCUUACCCUCCUCUAUCUCAUUGCACCUCUCCGCACCUUCUACCACCUUCAUCAUAUCACUCUCUUCUUCCACCGGACCAGUGUCAGGACAACUUAAGUCCCCAUACACCUACAGAUCCAACUUUCCAGUCUAUCCCACCUUCCUCUUGUCACCGUUCUGGGUUAACUAUUGACCCUGCUCAAAAUCAAGUAGAUGAAGGUGGAUUAAGCUCCUCCAACGCAUCAACUCCUGUUGACCAAAACUCAACUCAAACAUCUUUUCCCUUUCCUCCGGUGCAGUCCUCAAACGAUCCUGACCCAACAUCCCCUCCAUGCCAAACCCUGCCCCAAACUGCCCUCCCCUUCCCCGCUGUGGCACAGUGCAACUCCAACCCCAAUCUUACCCCAUCUGAACCAAACAUGACCCUAACUGCUUUUCCAUUUCCUCCAGCACAGUCCACUCCUAACACUAUAAUGACUCCCUCCAAUUCCAACACAACUGUCUUCCCCUUUCCCCAUGUUCAACAGAAUCAUAGCCACCACCUCAAUACUUAUGGAUCUACCCAAAUUCCAACAGCUGGUUCUUUUACACUUCCACAAUCAUUACCUACUUCUUGUCUGAGCACUGUCACAUCAGUUACAAACCCAAUUUAUCCAACAGCUGGCCCUUUUUCCCUCCAACCCACCAAUGUUGUCCAUCAAGGCCAUAUACAGGCUGUUUCCAGCACACUUCACCCUGCCACAGCAUAUCAAGUACCGGCAUUCCCCGAAUCUUUUCCCAAGUACAACACUCCUGGAUCUAAUCCUGGUCCAAAAUCUCACCCUUCUUACCCCUUCUCCACUCACCUUCCAUCUGGUCCACAUCCACUUCAGAGCCUAACUCUGCCAUCAUCCAACUCAAUUCAUAGCGUUCCUAGAAUCCCUAACACGGCCCAAAUUCAAUUUACACAGUCAUAUCCUAAUCCCUCCCUCUCUCACAUUCCUCCCCAAACAGCAAACCCUUCCCAGAUCUCAUCUCAGUCCUUUCCUCCCAUUCAAUCAUCAAACACCUCUCAUUUAGUGCAUGCUUCCCUUCCAAAUCCCCAUGUUGCUCCCACCUCAGCCCAUGCACAAUGCACUGCCUCUUCAAAUGCAUACCCCGCUGUUGCUCCCACUGAGAUAGGCACCUUCUCCCAGGUGAAUUCUGCUGCCCCCUAUCUACCAGAUAUGAUACUGCACCCUUCUUUGCUCCCUCCUCUGGAUCCUUCACUUUCCUCUUCUGCCCCACCCUCCAUUUAUAAUCCCUUUCCCUCCUACUCGGUACGUCUUUGCCAGGACCCACGAUCUUCCCUGCAUUUACCCCUCAGGCAUAUUUAUAGACAGCCACAGCAUGCCCAUGCUCAUGGUCAGGGGUCUUACUUUGAUCUUGGAGGAAGAGCUGUGUUCUGAGAAUGAACAGAAAAUAAGAAAUAUCUCCAAGGCGUGACCAAGAUUUCUGCAUUAGUGUAUUAAUACCUAUAGUUCUAAAGAAAGCACUGCACAUUUUGUUUAACCAUCAUUUAUGAUAGUGGAAAUGUUUAAGUAUUUCUACUGUUUGUAAGAUUUUUUGUUUGUUUGUUUGUUUGUUUUUGAUUCUGAAAUGUAGCUACUGUAGCUUUAAUCAAAUCUUUAA
Molecule: messenger RNA, 3428 nt
Organism: Paramisgurnus dabryanus
Lineage: Eukaryota; Metazoa; Chordata; Actinopteri; Cypriniformes; Cobitidae
Source: RefSeq, a predicted model, not a curated record